AUGCCCUUCUUAACCCCUGGCGGAUUCCCGGCCCUCAUCUAUCAACAACUCUUCGUCACCCCAACGCUUGACCCCUCUCUCACGUUUACCGGUCAAACAGUCAUUGUCACCGGCUCCAAUAUCGGUCUCGGUUUCUCUGCUGCUCAGCAGAUCGCCCAGCGCGGUGCAUCGAAGGUCAUCCUCGCCGUUCGUACGGUCUCCAAAGGCGAAGCCGCUGCCCAGAAGAUCCGGGAGAGCCUCCCGAAAUCUGCGAGCACCAGCACGGAGGUCGAGGUCUGGCCGCUCGACCUGUGUUCGUACCAGAGCGUGAAGGACUUCGCUGCACGGGCGAACAAGCUGGAUAGGUUGGAUGUAUUGCUCGAGAAUGCUGGCGUGGCGAAGUUGAAGUUCGAGAUCGAGGAAGAGGAGGAGUCCACGAUUACGACGAACGUGAUUUCGACGACGUUGCUGGCGCUCUUGAUGCUCCCGAAGUUGAGAGAGACGGCGGAGAAGUUCGGGGUUACGCCACGUUUGACGAUCGUUUCGAGCGAGGUGGCGUUCCAGGCGUCUUUCAAGGAGAGGGAGGCGGACAAUAUUUUUGAGAAGUUGAACGAUCCCAAAUCGGACAUGAUGGACCGGUACAAUACUUCGAAGCUCCUCGAGAAUUUCAUCGUUCGCGAACUUGCUACCCGCGUAUCCGCCUCAACCUCCACCAAACCAUUCGUUAUCGUCAACACCAUCAACCCCGGUUUCUGCGAGUCCGCUCUUCGGCGCAACGUCACUGGUAUUCUAGGCGUCGUCAUCGCUGUCUUCGAGUUUUUCCUGCAGCGCAAAACCUACAUCGGUGCUCGUACGCUCGUACACGCCGCUUCUGCUGGUAAAGAGUCUCAUGGACAGUACUUGAGCGAUUGUCACCUUCAUCCGUCACCGUUGGAUACUGGGAAGUGGGGAAAAGAAGAGGAGUUGAGGAAGAGGGUUUGGAGCGAGUUGGCAAUGAAGUUGGAGAAGAUUGAGCCGGGGGUAACGAAGAAUCUUUGA
Molecule: messenger RNA, 1017 nt
Organism: Stereum hirsutum FP-91666 SS1
Lineage: Eukaryota; Fungi; Basidiomycota; Agaricomycetes; Russulales; Stereaceae
Product: short-chain dehydrogenase
Exons: 2
Coding region: 1-1017 (338 amino acids)
Source: RefSeq, a predicted model, not a curated record